This is a messenger RNA of Hyposmocoma kahamanoa, 1640 nucleotides long. RefSeq names its product protein rolling stone-like. Bases 596 to 1420 code for a protein of 274 amino acids. NCBI's taxonomy places the organism in Eukaryota, Metazoa, Arthropoda, Insecta, Lepidoptera, Cosmopterigidae. Gene Ontology annotation, cellular component: membrane. The transcript is spliced from 4 exons. The record is from RefSeq and is a predicted model, not a curated record.
CUAAAAAAUCGUUGAAAACCAAAUACAAAGGUCCGACAACAAGCACAAGGGAUUCGUAAAGUCCGCUGGUUCGUUCCGUGGCUCAGUAGGCAUAGUGUCUGACACGAUUUGCUAGAAGACGAAGGUUCAAAUCCGGCCAGAUGGUAGGUUUGGUAAGUGUUCCGGAAGUUCCGGAAUGUCCGGAAGUGUAUUUUCUUACGCUUAUAGUUUCAAUUCAAUUACCACUGCAAAUCUAAAUUUGCGAUACCCAUUCGUCUCAGGUGAUGACAAAACCAGUGGUGACGACUAAGAACACGUCACCCGGUGACAAUGGAUAAUUUAAUACCCAUUAUUCGCCAGUAAUAACAAAUCAAGAUUACAAAUAGAUGAUUUUUUUAGGCUAACAAGAAUAAGUGUUUUAGUCUCGUUCAGGCUUACAAGAGUUUAUCUAUCACUGGAAGGCUCAAUACGUACGACACAUAUAUAUAUACAGAUAACACUCUAUUCGAUACAUUGUAAUCUGUGAUAUAUUAUCAAUACGUUUCGAUAAGGUGAACCAACUUUGGGCGUUGUUUUAAAAUUAGUAUUAGUAGAAAUUGUUCCUUGGUAUACAACCAUGAGUGCCGUUAAGAAAUAUUUGAAGGAAGAAACCCAAUGGAAGCAGUUAGGUUUCGAACACCUAAAAUCACCUGACUUCUAUCUCAGUCCAUGGCAAAGGAAUAGAUCGUCAGUGCCUCUGUUAAUAUUUCGAAUGUUCCUUUUCUUAGGCACAUUGGCAAUAGUGAUAGCGUCUAUGGUUUAUUACAUACAAAAUGCAAUGUAUAGGUUCUGGUUCAUAUAUUUGACUCAUUGGGGGUUGACUGUAAUUUUGCUUACCACUGGAUUCGCUACAGCUGUGUCUGCACGGUGUCAUUUUUACGGACCUUUAAGUGCUGAGUUUUGCUUGCCCUGGUACGUGAAGACUUUCUGGGUGCUGUACAACAUCAGCGUACCUAUCGGUUUCCUCAUUACAAUUUUUUAUUGGUCUGUACUAUAUGAAGCUGGUAUCGAAGAAGAAAUGAAUCAUGGACUAGACGUGGCUGUACACGCUUUGAACUCCGUAAUAGUGUUCCUGCUUCUAAUAACUUCGAAGCACCCCAGUCGGCUGCUACACUUCCACCAUGCUAUUGUAUUUUGCUUCAUCUACCUCAUCUUCAACCUUAUUUAUCAUUUUGCGGGUGGUAAGAAUCCAGACGGCGACUCAUGGAUCUACCCAGUAAUAGACUGGAGCAAACCAGGCGUUACAAUCGGCAUUGUAGCAUGCGUGGCCUUGCUUCUUGUAAUUUUGCACAUGAUCACCGUUGGUUUAGCUGCAGCGCGCGAUCGCAUCGCCUCUCGGGUCUUGCAUCCUACCGACAGUGGCAAAACCGAGCAAUUGCCGCUGCGGCAGCAGCAAGCUUAAAUAUAGAUUUUCAUAGUUGUGCGCUUUAGGGUCAAAAAUGUAUUGAGCUUAAUAAUCGUCAGAAAUAUUUAUGACUGUAUUUAGAAAAAUGUAUAGAUUAAACGCUAUACAUAUAAUAGUUGUCGCGACGGUUGCUUGUCCCUGGUUCUGAGGAUGUUAUUUAUAAUGUUUACAUACACGAAGACUUUUAUAUAGACUUUGGUUGUGCUUUUAGAAUAGG